GUAGAAAGCAGUUGCAGCCAUUUUAGCCCCACCGGACAUGAACCUUCCACCAUUUAGUAAAUCCUCCGGAAUAAUCCAUACAGGACUGUCUGACAGGUGUUUUUACCAUGGUAACCCUCAACGGCUUGAGUCUCGAAGACCCCCGAGAUGUUCUUCCACUGCUGCCUGAGACUGCAGAGGCAAAAGUGACGACACCUGCAGCGCACAAACAAGAAGGAACACCAUGCAGAGAGUUUUUCAUCAGCAGGACUGAAAAUGCUGUCCUCAGUGUGAUUCUUCUGCUUGGGUGCUACUCUGCAAUUCUGAUUCCAGCAUAUUUCCCCCUGCAUAAACUAUCUGUUAUUGAUGAUCAAUAUCCCAAAUGGCAGGAGGUGUUUAACCGUUCAACCUCGCUGCUGUCAGACCGGUGUCAACGUCGCUGGUGUGUGGAGCGCCUGAAGCAGCUGCCGUGCUCUUCGGCCCUGACGAACGUCCCCGUGUUCGUGCGGCGAGAAGCCAGCGCCGCAUCGUGGGAUAUGCCGCCUCCUCUGGGGCUCCGCGGGAGUCGAGAGCAUCUGGCCCGGGCUCUGGCGUCUAUGCCACAGCCGGGCCCGCCUCACUCCCUGAGGAGAGGCGGCGGCUGCAGAAGAUGUGUGGUGGUGGGCAGCGGAAGGGUCCUCCACGGGAGCAACCUCGGAUCGCAUAUAGAUCAGUACGAUGUCAUCAUUAGGAUGAACAAUGCUCCCGUGCUUGGCUACGAGACAGACGCCGGUUCUCGCACCACCAUCCGUUUGAUUUAUCCGGAAGGAGCACCCAGCUCUGCUGAUGAGUACAGCAAGACGGAGGUCGUUGCUCUUGUGGUCUUCAAGAGUCUGGACCUAGACUGGCUCACCUCUAUCAUCACCAAAAAACCUCUCGGCUUCUGGUCCAAGUUGUGGUUUUGGAAGGACGUAGUGGAUGAUAUUCCCUUGAGAGCAGAGAACUUCCAGAUCCUCCAUCCUGACAUUAUUCGUAAGACUGGAGAAGUCCUACAGGAAUACUCACAGAAAAAAGGAAAUUCGAUGGUGCCCACGCUGGGGGCUGGCGCAGUGGUGAUGGCGCUGCAACUGUGUGACCACGUGAGCCUGGCAGGCUUUGGUUACAACAUGCAACACCCUCACGCUCUGCUUCACUACUACGGGACCACACGGAUGGCCGCUAUGAAGGCUCAGGUGGUGCAUGACGUCAGCUCUGAGAAGCUUUUUCUGAGGCAGCUGGUGGCAGCUGGCGCUGUCAGCGACCUCACGGGAGCGCUGUGACGCGGACGCGCAGACGCUGACACCAACAUGAACUCAACACGUGCUCGC
Messenger RNA from Syngnathoides biaculeatus (alligator pipefish), 1325 nucleotides. It is a transcript of the gene st3gal7, whose product is annotated as ST3 beta-galactoside alpha-2,3-sialyltransferase 7. NCBI's taxonomy places the organism in Eukaryota, Metazoa, Chordata, Actinopteri, Syngnathiformes, Syngnathidae. Gene Ontology annotation, molecular function: lactosylceramide alpha-2,3-sialyltransferase activity. The transcript has 8 exons. The record is from RefSeq and is a predicted model, not a curated record. The coding region runs from base 108 to 1277 and encodes 389 amino acids.